Culicoides brevitarsis is the source of this 1548-nucleotide messenger RNA. It is a transcript of the gene dar1, whose product is annotated as dendritic arbor reduction protein 1. Bases 1 to 1548 code for a protein of 515 amino acids. NCBI's taxonomy places the organism in Eukaryota, Metazoa, Arthropoda, Insecta, Diptera, Ceratopogonidae. Gene Ontology annotation, biological process: regulation of transcription by RNA polymerase II. The transcript is spliced from 6 exons. The record is from RefSeq and is a predicted model, not a curated record. Gene Ontology annotation, molecular function: RNA polymerase II cis-regulatory region sequence-specific DNA binding; DNA-binding transcription factor activity, RNA polymerase II-specific.
AUGGAGACAUUAGGAGAUCAAAUUGUACCAACAUCAAGUUUUUGGGUAAUGCAGUCUCCAGAAUUAGAGUUUCGGCAUGAGCUGAUGGGCCGUUUAAACAAAUUGGACACCGAAAUUGAGCUCGAAGUGGUUCCUGGUAACAAUAAUAAUAAUCUCCAUCACAAUAAUCUUAAUUCCUCUUCGUCACCAUCUUCCUCGUCAGGCCUUUCAAAUUACGGAGGAUGCACGAGUAAUGGCUACGAUGUUGGAUAUCAAAAAGAGUAUUAUUAUGGCUCAAACAAACGUGAUCUCAUGUGCUCCACCGAAUCAGACGAGACAUUUCUGCGUCCCCCGCUGUGGGAGGACAUCACCAGCUCAAUUCAGAACAUUGAUCCGGAGAACGCUAUCAUGCUAAGCACACUCACCGGAGCCACGCAAGUCAAACUAGAAGCUGCCGAUGAUGCCUUUCUGGAGCCGCUCGACUCUCCGCUCCUCAGUCCCCUCGAAAUUAAGACAGAAAAAGUACAAAUUAGUCUGUUACAAUCGCCUCCGAAUCACAACAACAACCACUUGCAUCAUCACCACAAUGGAAUAUCGAAUAACAACAACAACAAUUCCUCGUACCACAACAACUCGUCGAGCAUGAGCAACAAUAGUUACCAAAUGAAUGGCGGCUACGGCAACGGACCGCCACCUCCGGGACACAUUCCGCCGCCACCGCAUUCGACAAACGGCAUGCAUCCGAGUGUGCACAUUCACGUCCAGAACAACAAUUACUACACGCCGGGCUGGCAAAAUGGCUCGCACAAUCCCUCACACAACCCGCAUCCAAAUCAAAACAGUUACCCGCCUAAAUUUUCGCCGCAAGGAAAUUUGUGUCCGCCACCAAUGUCGCGUCUCAUGUAUGUUCCUCCCCUAACACCACCGAACUCGGAUCCCGGAAGUCCCAUCAAUGGCAUGCAGACGACACGUGGACGCACGCCGCCCCCUCCUUACCAUCCGUCGCAACAAGUGGCGCCUCCACAAUCACAACAACACCAAAUAACUCAAUUAUCUCACAAUCAGCUAACGUGUACGCCGAUCCCGAUGCACCAGCAGCAACAUCCGCAGCAGCAGCAGCAACCACAACAUCCCCAACACCAAUCACCGGCAAGCAAUCACCCAAAUAGUUAUACGAGUACCAAUAAUGGCAAUUUGACGGGAAAUUCGCAUGCGGCAAUUGUGCUAAGUAGCGCGUCAGUGGCAAAAGCCGUCCACAGGUAUAAUCGACGAAAUAAUCCGGAGUUGGAAAAACGGAGGAUACAUCAUUGUGAUUUUAUGGGUUGUACAAAAGUAUACACAAAAAGCUCGCAUUUAAAAGCCCAUCAACGAAUACACACCGGUGAGAAACCAUACACAUGUCAAUGGCCGGAAUGUGAAUGGCGCUUUGCUAGAUCGGACGAGUUAACGCGACAUUAUCGAAAACACACAGGAGCCAAGCCUUUCAAAUGUGUCGUUUGCGAGCGCAGUUUUGCACGAAGUGAUCACCUGGCGUUACACAUGAAAAGACAUUUGCCCAAAAAUAAAUAA